AUAUCAAUGUCAAACCAAGUUUAGUCAGAGAGGGAUUGGUGUAUAGAAGUGGAAAGCAAGUUAAACCCAAAAAAAAAAGGAAGUUUCUUUCUCAUUGCCUUUCUCAUACCCCUGAAGAAUUGGGUCUUUCUUGGGAUGGUCUUCCAGAAGUGGGUCUUGGAAUUUUGAUCUUUUUGUUAGAUUCUUGGUACUUUCUUGUGAUUGACACACAGGUUUGGUCAUCAUUGCCUCCUCUUUUGAGGUAUCUCUUCUGGAACAGGUAAACCUCAAGGUUCAAAAGCAUUUCAACCGAGCGUGGCAUCCCCAGGUGCUUGUUUGUGAAUCGAAGCAACAAACAGCUAAAAUCUAUGGUACAAGAAAUAUUUCCCAAGAACUGAGUGAUUUCAGAAACAAGGAAAUGUCUUUAGUUAGGCCGGCAGGGCAAUCUGACACAUCAUAUAGGAAUUCCAAGCUCUACACAUUGAAGGGGAGCAGUGACAACUCUGGCGUGACAACCCGUACAUUCAGCUCUGAUAAGCGCAAGAACAUGCAUAUGACUGAUUCUUACCACAGUGAGAGUUAUGAGAAGUACUUUCUUGACUCCCCAACAGAAGAACUAAGUCACCAGUCUAGUUCUGGAAUAUCGGAAACUUCAUUACGCCCACAAGCUGCCUUGUCUUACCAGUUGAGAACUAGUUCUGGUUCCUCUAUGACUGCUCAAGAUGCUUAUAACACCACCUCUUUGGUUUCCAUGGCAUAUCAUAGUACCAAUGAAUCCAAUUUUGAGUCAGCUUGCGUGGAAAGUCAAAGCCCGGAUACAUUAGACUUUGAUGAAGAUAAGAUGAGAUUAAAGAUGCGGGAACUGGAAAGGGCAUUACUUGAUGAUAAUGAUGAUGAAGAUGACGGAGACAUUUUCUGCACGGGUCGAAACAUGGAAAUUGAUGGUGAAUGGUCUGAACCAAUAAAUGAUGCAUCGCUGCAAGACUCGCCUAAGGAAUCUUCCUCCUCUGAUUCAAACUUAAGUAGCAUCAGCAGUAACAGAGACAUAUCACAAGUAUCUCCUCGGUCUCGGUCUAUGAAGCGAUUGCUUUUUGACUGUGCCAAUGCACUUGCAGAAGGUAAUGUUGAGGAAGCAUUAAAUAUGAUAAAUGAUCUUCGGCAGAUGGUCUCGGUUCAAGGAGAUCCUCCUCAAAGGAUUGCAGCCUACAUGGUGGAAGGUCUGGCUGCUCGCAUGGCUGCCUCUGGCAGAUAUCUCUAUAAAGCUCUCAAAUGCAAGGAGCCCCCUUCUUCUGAUAGGCUUGCAGCCAUGCAGAUACUCUUUGAAGUCUGCCCAUGUUUUAAAUUUGGAUUUAUGACGGCAAAUGGUGCAAUAAUCGAGGCAUUUAGAGAUGAAAAGAGGGUUCACAUAGUAGAUUUUGACAUAAACCAAGGGAGCCAAUACAUAACACUGAUGCGAACAAUUGCGGAUGGAACAGGCAAACGACCCCACUUGAGGUUAACCGGGAUUGAUGACCCUGAGUCUGUUCAACGCACUGUAGGGGGGCUAGAGAUCAUCGGUAAAAGGCUUGAGAAACUUGCUGAGGCACUGAAUGUGCCAUUUGAGUUUCGAGCAGUGGCAUCGAAAACGUCAGUUGUCAGCCCAUCAAUGCUCAACAUUUACCCUGGGGAAGCACUGGUAGUAAAUUUUGCUUUCCAGCUUCACCACAUGCCCGAUGAGAGCGUCUCAACAGUAAAUCAGAGAGACCAGCUUCUCCGAAUGGUCAAAAGCCUGAAUCCGAAACUUGUAACCGUCGUUGAACAAGAUGUUAAUACCAACACAUCCCCCUUCUUUCCAAGGUUUGUAGAAGCUUAUAAUUAUUAUUCAGCAGUUUUCCAGUCUCUUGAUGUUACCCUCCCGAGGGAGAGCCAGGACAGAAUGAAUGUUGAGAGGCAAUGCCUAGCACGGGACAUAGUAAACAUAGUAGCAUGUGAGGGAGAAGAAAGGAUAGAGCGGUAUGAAGUAGCAGGAAAAUGGAGGGCGAGGAUGACAAUGGCUGGCUUCACUUCGUGCCCAAUUAGUCCGAGUGUAACUAACAUGAUUCAGAAUCUUAUCAGGCAGUACUGCAACAGGUACAAGGUGAAGCAGGAAAUAGGUGCACUUCACUUUGGCUGGGAAGACAAAAACUUAAUUGUUGCUUCAGCAUGGAGAUGAAAAGGUAUCAUUUAUUACCAUAGCCACUACUUUUGCUCAACUAUUAACUAAGCUCUGUUUGCUUGUAGUUUCUUAUGAUUUGUGGGAUAAAUAUGCACACUGACAUACAAUCGUAGCUGUAAAAUAAGUGGGUUUUUUUUUUAUUUCGAUGAGAAUUAAACCCUCAAGUAUUAUUAGUGGAUUGCUAAUAAACCAUUGCUUCAUGGAAUUUUUGUUCUGUGCUGCAAUUACUUUUACAUGAUUACAAUGAUUUCAUUUUCUA
This is a messenger RNA of Tripterygium wilfordii, 2432 nucleotides long. Its product is annotated as scarecrow-like protein 1. Gene Ontology annotation, biological process: regulation of DNA-templated transcription. Lineage: Eukaryota; Viridiplantae; Streptophyta; Magnoliopsida; Celastrales; Celastraceae. The record is from RefSeq and is a predicted model, not a curated record. Gene Ontology annotation, molecular function: DNA-binding transcription factor activity; sequence-specific DNA binding. The coding region runs from base 398 to 2170 and encodes 590 amino acids. Gene Ontology annotation, cellular component: nucleus. The transcript has 4 exons.